AUGGCACAGGUUUCAUCAGCAACUCUAUCCCCUUUGGCCAAUCUGACAUUCAAGCCAAUCAUCAACGAUGACUUGCGGCCAGCACCCGCGGCCAAGCCAGAGACCUUCAACCCCGACAAGCACCUCGCAUUCGUCAACGAUCCCAACAGGCUUACCCUUCAGGACCUAUCGCUUCCCGAGGACGUCGGGAUCUCUCCAGUUGCCUGCUCGGAGCCGUUUCCCUUGUUCACCCAGGAGGCCAUCCAGAUUAUGAGACAGGAGAUCUUCACAACAGAGGUAUGGGAUAACUGCCUGCACAGUACCCAAUUCGCCCCUUGCCAGCUGCGAGGACAUUGCCCGAAAUAUGCACCUUUCAUGGACCAAGCCUGGAACGACCCCCAGACACUGGCCAUCAUCUCCAAGAUCGCGGGGGUGGAUCUCAUCCCCAACAUUCAGUACGAAGUCGGCAAUAUCAACAUCUCCAUCCAGAACGCGGUCGGUGACCAGAAGGAAGUACAUGCCAAGAGCAGCGAUAGCAAUUCCGUGACCAAGUGGCACUACGAUGCGUUCCCUUUCGUGUGCGUCGUCAUGAUGAGCGAUGCCACCAACAUGGUCGGUGGCGAGACAGCCUUGAAGACGGGCACCGGGGAAAUUCUCAAGGUCCGGGGCCCGCAGAUGGGCUCUGCUGUCGUUUUGCAGGGUCGAUACGUCGAGCACCAGGCCCUGGCUGCCCUCGGCGGCACCGAGCGGAUCACCAUGAUCACGUCUUUCCGACCCCGCGACCCAUGCAUGAAGGACGACUCCGUCCUCACCUCCAUCAGACCCAUCUCGGAGCACUCUGAGCUCUAUUAUCAGUGGGUCAAAUAUAGAGUCGAAGUGGUCCAGGAGCGCAUGAAAGUGAUGCUCAAGGAUUUGGAAGAGAGACACGAUGCAGGCAGUCGAACCGACAUUCCGGCCGUCAAAAAACUCCUGGCGCAACAGGAAGAGUACAUCAAUACUACCAACAGGGAAAUCGUAGAGGAUCUAGAGCCACUACGUGCUUGGGAAGGAAAUUAA
Messenger RNA from Colletotrichum higginsianum IMI 349063, 1035 nucleotides. RefSeq lists its product as uncharacterized. The transcript is spliced from 3 exons. NCBI's taxonomy places the organism in Eukaryota, Fungi, Ascomycota, Sordariomycetes, Glomerellales, Glomerellaceae. The coding region runs from base 1 to 1035 and encodes 344 amino acids. The record is from RefSeq and is a predicted model, not a curated record.